Molecule: messenger RNA, 336 nt
Organism: Populus nigra (black poplar)
Lineage: Eukaryota; Viridiplantae; Streptophyta; Magnoliopsida; Malpighiales; Salicaceae
Exons: 1
Coding region: 1-336 (111 amino acids)
Source: RefSeq, a predicted model, not a curated record
AUGGGAAACUGUUUAAGACAUGAAUCACAGGAUUUUUCAGGGUUUGACAUGCAAGAGAAAGCCAUGAACAGCAUAAAAGAGGAAGGGCUUCUUGGAGAUAAUAACACGGAAGAAUUCACAUCCUGCUCUCCAACAACAACAACAACAUCAACUACAAAAGUGAAGAUCAAGAUUACGAAGAAACAACUCGAGGAGUUGAUAGGCAAGGUUGAAGUAAAGGAACUCUCAGUGGAACAAAUCUUGUCCAUGUUGAUGAAUGGCAGUAGCAACGAUAGAUCUUACGAGGCACACGAUCAGCUGUCUUGGAGGCCUAAUCUGCAGAGUAUACCUGAAUGA